AAGCCAGAAGUGGCGUCACCCCUGACGUCACCAAUGACGUCAUCCCGCUGGCCCGACAACGUGCCGCAGGGCACAGCUCCGCCCCUCAAUAGCGGGGGACGACCCUGCGCAACGCGCGAGGCAUGCCGGGACUGGCACCCCAGCCUCCCGGCAGCCUCUGCGACAGGCGCGGUGCGUCGGAGCUGGCCGGCGGCGGCCGUUCUCCGUAAGAUGGCGGACCGGCGGCGGCAGCGCGCUUCGCAGGACACGGAGGACGAGGAGUCUGGCGCUUCGGGCUCCGACAGCGGCGGCUCCUUGGCGCGGGGAGGCGGGAGCUGCAGCGGGAGCGGUGGCGGCGGCGGCAGCGGCUCCCUGCCCUCGCAACGCGUCGGCCGCUCCGGGGCCCUUCAUCUGCGGCGGAUGGAGAGCGGGGGGGCCAAGAGCGCCGAGGAGUCCGAGUGUGAGAGCGAAGAUGGCAUGGAAGGCGAUGCUGUUCUCUCGGAUUAUGAAAGUGCAGAAGAUUCAGAAGGUGAAGAAGGAGAGUACAGUGAAGAGGAAAACUCCAAAGUGGAGUUGAAAUCAGACACUAAUGACACUGCCAACUCUUCAGCUAAAGAAGAGAAGGGAGAGGACAAGGCUGACGGCAAAGGCGCCGUGACUGGAGAGCGGCAGAGCGGGGACGGACAGGAGAGCACGGAGCCUGUGGAGAACAAAGUGGGGAAGAAGGGCCCUAAGCACCUGGAUGAUGAUGAGGACCGGAAGAACCCAGCAUACAUACCCCGGAAGGGGCUCUUCUUUGAACACGACCUCCGAGGGCAGACACAGGAGGAGGAAAUCAGACCCAAGGGGCGUCAGCGCAAGCUGUGGAAAGAUGAGGGUCGCUGGGAGCACGACAAGUUCCGGGAAGACGAGCAGGCCCCCAAGUCCCGGCAGGAGCUCAUCGCCCUGUAUGGUUAUGACAUACGCUCAGCUCACAAUCCCGAUGACAUCAAGCCCCGAAGAAUCCGGAAACCCCGAUAUGGGAGUCCUCCACAAAGAGAUCCAAACUGGGUUGGUGAGCGAACAAUCAAGCCCCAUCGUCAUCAGGGUCCUGGGGGCACCCUACCACCGAGAACAUUUAUUAACAGGAAUGCGGCAGGCACUGGCCGCAUGUCUACACCCAGGAAUUACCCCCGAUCCGGAGGCUUCAAGGAAGGUCGAGCUGGGUUUCGGCCUGUGGAGGCUGGAGGGCCACAUGGCCGGGCUGGUGAGACUGUUCGGCAUGAGGCUGGCUACCGCUCACGGCGCCUGGACCAGGUGCCUGUGAGGGAACCAUCGCCAGAAGCAGAUGCUCCAGUGCCUGGCAGUCCUGAGAAGGAAGAGGCAGCUUCCGAGACACCACCUGCUGCCCCUGACACCGCACCACCAGCCCCUGACCGGCCCAUUGAGAAGAAGUCCUACUCCCGGGCCAGAAGAACCCGAACCAAGGCUGGAGAUGCAGGCAAGGCUGUGGAGGAGAUGCCCCCUCCACCCGAAGGCCUGACCUCAGCUCCUCCUGGCCCAGAAGCUGCCACUACUCCAUCAGCGAAGGCCGGGAGCUGGGAGUCUCCUGUGGAUUCGACCACAGGCGGACUCGAGCAGGACGUAGCACAGCUGAGUCUUGAGGAUCAGAACUGGAGUCCAGGACAGCCUUCCUUCCUGCAGCCACGGGAGCUUCGGGGUGUGCCCAGCCACAUCCACAUGGGAGCGGGACCUCCGCCUCAGUUUAACCGCAUGGAAGAAAUGGGUGUCCAGGGUGGUCGUGCCAAGCGCUAUUCAUCCCAGCGGCAGAGACCAGUGCCCGAGCCCCCUGCCCCUCCUGUGCACAUCAGUAUCAUGGAGGGCCAUUACUAUGACCCGUUGCAGUUCCAGGGAGCAAUCUAUACCCAUGGCGACAGCCCUGCCCCGCUGGCUCCACAGGGCAUGAUUGUGCAGCCGGAAAUGCACCUUCCCCACCCAGGUUUACAUCCCCACCAGACACCAGCACCUCUGCCCAACCCAGGCCUGUACCCCCCACCGGUGACCAUGUCUCCAGGACAGCCUCCUCCCCAGCAGCUGCUUGCUCCUACCUACUUCUCUGCUCCAGGUGUGAUGAACUUUGGGAACCCCAGCUACCCAUAUGCUCCAGGAGGCCUGCCUCCCCCUCCACCGCCACAUCUGUAUCCUAACACACAGGCCCCGUCACAGGUGUACGGUGGAGUGACCUACUAUAACCCCGCCCAGCAGCAGGUGCAGCCGAAGCCCUCCCCACCCCGGAGGACGCCACAGCCCGUCUCCAUCAAGCCCCCUCCACCGGAGGUGGUGAGCAGGGGGUCCAGUUAAUGUGACAUUCUGAAUAUUUCCAGUCCAACAUCUUAAAAAUAGGUGUGAUCUCAGGAGAGAAGAGAGAUCCAAUGGGCCAUUGCUCCGGGAGGCCCUGGAAUCAGGCGGUGGGCCCUUCCUCUGGGCCAGCUCUGCGCAGAGGGGAGCGCAGCGCAGCGUGGCCUGAGCUGCUGAGUGUCCGCGCGUCCGCCAGGAGCCCAGGCUUGCCAGGCUUCACCCUCUCCCUGGACAUUCAAGGGUCUUUGGCUCCUGGGGAUGUCCUUUCCUGUGGUUGUUUUGUUUUCUAAAAUGUUCCUUUUUUAAAAACCUGGCUUGCUGUUCUUAAAUUAAUAUUCUUAGUCUCUCUCAAUGAACCGAGUCCUUUUUCUGGCUUGCUGCCCCUUGGGUGCCGUUGCCUCUCCCUGCAUCGCAGCCAGCUAAGUGUAUCCUCCCGGUGCAAGGAGGGUAGCCCCGUCACUCUCUCUACUUGAAUUCUCUUAACCCCCUACCCAAGGGAGGACAGCUGUCCACAGUGUCCACUCGGAGAAGGGCGCAAAGUGGGUGAGUCAUCAGUGCCCUGCUCUGGUGGCUUCAGUUCUCUGCCAAGGGCAAAGCCACUGUGAGCAGCACAUGCUUGGAACGCAGUUUCUGCGUUAAGUGGAGUUAGGGGCCUGCUUCUCUCGCCCUCUGGCCACACCCCUCCCUGUCGCUGUCGCCUUGGCUCAGUGGAUCUCUAGCAGCAGGUGCUGCUGGCAAGCACUCUGUCUCACGGGGCAGUCCCUCUCUGCACUGUUCCUGCUACAAGUGUUUCGGUUUCUCUCCUUUCCCUGAAUCUCCUGUUCUUGCAAACAGAAGGCACCGCACCUGGGCUUCCAGCCUGAGGAAGCCAGUCAUCCUGUGAGCAGGGCUCCCCACUGUGCUCCCUGUUACGGCCCCGGACCACUCCCCUGCUGCCUCUGUAGAGUUUGUCACUGCAGUGCGCAUGUCUGCCAGGGGAAGCCUGACCCCUGUCCCUGUCCUUCCUCAGAACUCGAGGGAGAAGGUGGCAGGAUGCCUCUGUUCUCACUCGUUCCCUCAGCAGCUGGCCUGACCACUCUGAGUCACGGUGUGGGUAGAGAGAGAGAGGAGUUGGGCUGUGACCCCGAGGAGGAAAGCAGGAAGGCUUCUCUGGGAUAGCUGGUGCUUGUGCCUUUCGUCAGCUUCCCUUUGCCUUAAACCUGAAGAUGUGUGCAAACCUGUAGGCAGCUGCCCAGACCCCAGACCCGAAGACACUGUGACAGUUGUCUCUCUUGGUCCACUGUACUUAGUUGCAAAGAUUUCUCCACGUGUGUUGUUUUUGUUACUGUUUUAAAGAGUGUACAUUUGUGAUCAGCAUUGUGACCUGGAGAUAAUAAAAUUUAGACUAAACACA
Messenger RNA from Heterocephalus glaber (naked mole-rat), 3709 nucleotides. RefSeq names its product CASC3 exon junction complex subunit (gene Casc3). The record is from RefSeq and is a predicted model, not a curated record. Lineage: Eukaryota; Metazoa; Chordata; Mammalia; Rodentia; Bathyergidae. Gene Ontology annotation, molecular function: mRNA binding. Gene Ontology annotation, biological process: mRNA processing. Gene Ontology annotation, cellular component: exon-exon junction complex.